This is a messenger RNA of Musca vetustissima, 562 nucleotides long. RefSeq names its product cuticle protein 19-like. Gene Ontology annotation, cellular component: extracellular matrix. NCBI's taxonomy places the organism in Eukaryota, Metazoa, Arthropoda, Insecta, Diptera, Muscidae. The transcript is spliced from 2 exons. The record is from RefSeq and is a predicted model, not a curated record. The coding region runs from base 1 to 558 and encodes 185 amino acids.
AUGGCAGGAUAUUCGCAUGGUGGUGGUGGUUCCAGUUAUAGUACCGUCGUCAAACACGAUAUACCCAUUUAUUAUCCACAUGGAGAUAUUAAAUACAGUUCAGGAGGACACUAUGAUUUGGGCUACAAUGGCGGCUAUGGCGGUUAUUUAGAUAAAGGUUAUGGUUAUGCUGGCCAUCUGGGAAAAUUGGAUUACUACAAAUAUCCCAAAUAUCAAUUUGAUUACGGAGUUAAGGAUCUAAAGACUGGUGACAUUAAAAAUCAAUGGGAACAUCGUGAUGGUGGUUUAGUGAAAGGUGGCUAUUCUUUGAAGGAAUCUGAUGGUACCACCCGCGUUGUAGAAUAUCAUGCCGAUGACCAUAAUGGUUUCAAUGCUGUUGUCAAGAAAAUCGGUCACGCCGUUCAUCCUGAAAUUUAUGGCAAGGGUCUUCAAUAUGGUGCCGGUUAUGGUUAUGCUGGUAAUUCUCUGAAUCAAGGAUAUUAUCAUGGUGGUUACGGUUAUGGUUUGGGUCAUGGCCAUGGACAUGCAAGCAGUUAUGUGAAUGUGAAACAAUUGUAAAUAC